Molecule: messenger RNA, 3049 nt
Organism: Puntigrus tetrazona (Sumatra barb)
Lineage: Eukaryota; Metazoa; Chordata; Actinopteri; Cypriniformes; Cyprinidae
Product: tumor necrosis factor receptor superfamily member 14-like
Exons: 10
Coding region: 498-1616 (372 amino acids)
Biological process (GO): negative regulation of alpha-beta T cell proliferation; defense response to Gram-positive bacterium; positive regulation of T cell migration
Cellular component (GO): external side of plasma membrane
Molecular function (GO): protein binding
Source: RefSeq, a predicted model, not a curated record
UUUUGCAUUUUACUGUUUUAAUUCAUUUCGAAUUAAUACUAAAUCAGCUUUUUUUUGCAAGUGUGAUGAAUGAAUUCAUAUUUAGUCUAAAACUACACUGUAUUCAAACAGCUCACACAACACCUCUACACUCCAGAUUUCUCCCAACAUGGGGACAGGAGACCUGUCAGUCAAUAAAUGGGAAAUCAAAGUAAUUCAGAUGUUUUCUUUUUAAUUUUCUCUUAAUGACUUUGAAAGGGGAAGCGGGUUUUAGUUCACAUCAUGCUUUGCAUAUGAUUAAUCACAUUUUUGGGUUUUUUUGCAAAUAUGAAACUUAUUUAACAUGAAACUAGUUUUCCCAGAUGGUUUGUAGAAAUUUGUGUUUCACAUAGAUUGCCAUUACAAUCUCGUCUGAACCUCUGUAGAAAAUAUAAUUUCUUUAGCAAACUUAAUGGUUCACUGAGAAAUCAAACGCCUGGGAAGCUGGGACUAGAUUUUUUUAAACGUUGACGAUAGGAAUGUUUAAAUCACAUAUGAGGGAAGUUCGAGGAUUGUAUCAUAAUAGUUCACUGAUGUGUAUAUUAAAAAAACUAUUAGCAGUGCAGCUGCUUCUCAUCAUGAACAUUGUGCUCUGUGUGGCAACUUGCAGUAAUGCAGAAUAUGAAAUUAAUGAAGAGUGUUGCCCAAUGUGUGAUCCAGGAAAGCGAGUUCAUAAACAUUGUGAUGAGUACACAAGCACAACAUGUGAUUCAUGCCUCGUGAUGACCUACACAAACACUCCCAGUGGACUGACAGAAUGUCUGCCUUGUUCCUUCUGUGAUCCAAGCAAUGGGCUGAGAGUAAAGCAGGCAUGUACAUUACUAUCAAAUACAGUGUGUGAACCUCUGCCAGGUUAUUACUGUAUAGACUUCCUCUCAAACUGUAUAAAGGCUAUUAAACAUUCGGCCUGCUCACCUGGACAAUACAUCAACCAAACUGAAUAUGAGAUACACAAGCAGUGCUGCCCAAAGUGUGCCCCUGGCAACCAUGUUCAUUGGCACUGCACAGAUGACACCAGCACAACUUGUGCUCCAUGCCCUUCAUUAACUUUUAUUGAUGAACCCAAUGGCCUUAAGGAAUGCUUUCCCUGUUCUAUAUGUGAUGCAGGCUGUGGUUUAAGAGUGACUAAAGUAUGCACUCGUUCAUCCGAUACUGUUUGUGGGCCACUGGAGAGAUUCUACUGCAUUGAAAAAAAGAAAGCAAGUUGUACUUUAGCUAUGAAACAUUUAGAAUGUAGCACUGGACAAUACAUCAAACAAGCAGGUACCGCCUCCACAGAUACUAUAUGUGCUAACUGUACAGGUGACACAUAUUCAAAUGGAUCUUUCUCUUCCUGUUUACCACACACAAGAUGUGAGACCCUGGGACUUACUGAAACAAAUCCAGGAACACAUUCAUCUGACUCCAAAUGUGGAAACCCCUCUACUGCUGUAGCAAUAAUUGCCCCUAGUGUUAUAGUUACUUUAAUAUUAAUACUAGUACUAUUUUUAGUAUUUGUUUUCAUAUUUAAACAUAUUCAGAAGAAGCAGCAAUCAAAACGUUCGGUGGUUGGCGGCAGGAAAGCUGGUGAGACAUUUGAAACAGAAGAACAAUCUUGACAACCUGCGAAUGACUACAGUUUUUAACCAACCUACAUAUUUCACUGCAUUCACUGAAGGAGUUAUUCUGCUUUAGCAGUUUGAGCCACAGUCAAUGAAACAAAAAGUCAAACAGCAUUAAAUGAUUUAUCAUUCUUCUAUUAUGAAUUAUCUACAUAUCAGUUACUAAAGAAAUACUGUAGCCGUGUCUCAUUUAGAAGGCUGCUGUAUAUGUGCAACAGACAUGUUAAAGAAAAACAGGAGGAAGAUAUUAAGAACACAUUUUAUCCUUUUUUAAAGUAACGUUACGUUGUAAACACCACAUCUGCUCUUGUGUUUACAUCAGCCGGCACCGGCAUUAUUCAAAUAUUAAUGGUUGUUUACAGUGACGCAAAGAAUUGUGGGUUAUGUCUAGCAGUGAAGGAUACACCUCAUGAAUUCUUCGAAUUCCCACGAAAGAAGGACACAUUCAAAAGUUGCAUUUGUGUCCUUGUAUUAAGUAUUAACUUCUUAUAUUAAGUAAAUACAACUAAGAAAUUCCAAGUUGCCAGAAAUUGUACAUGAGUUUGAUGAGUGUAAUGAGUUGUUUGAACUAUGCACGCAAUAGUGCACUUAAUAAUUCAGAAAUGUUGAAAAUAGUGAUUCUGAACUAGCAGAGCUUGCAUGUAAAUUAACAUCACUAAACAAACCUUUGUUAGAUUAUUCUUAUUUCACUUGGUUUUUUUUUCAAGGCAAUCGGUUUACAUGCAUUUCUAAAAUAAGGUCAACUAAUUAGAAUGUACAGUGUACUUUUAGCCUAGAUGUUUUGUGAAAAAGUUUAUUCUGCUAAACUACAAAAGCAUAUUCAAAAUAGACAUUUUUAACUGUAUAUUGCAAUGAUAUUAGUGGUUUAUAUUUGCAUAAUAGAAAAUGCUUGUUGGAUAGUUUUUGUUUUCCACUCAGUAGUAUUUGUUUGCUGUUAGUGUAAGAGUUGUAUUGUACAGCAUGUAGAUAGGCAGGAAGUAUGUAGACAGGUGCAGAAGCUUUUUUUUUUCAUGUUUCAUGAUUUCUUAUUAUAUUCUGAGUACAAGUAAGGAAAGACAUGUUCAAAAUAACCACUUCAGAGAAGGGUGUACCAUUUCCUGUUCGUUCCAGUCAUCUCAUCAUCACAACAUAACAAUUUAUCAUUACAUUUGUAUUACCUAUUUUUAUUGUUUAUUCAUUCAUUUAUUUAGUUUUUUUAUAUUUUAGAUUUCUUAUAAAUUUUUCCUUGUUUAUGUAUUUUCAUUAUUGUUCAAUCUCAUGCUUGUGGUGUUUAAUAAACUGUUCUGUCUGUAUGAAUAGAAGUAGAUAAGGGGAAAUGUUUAUGAACGUUUUGUAUAACAGUAAGUUGAAUUUGUGCUGUUCAGACAAAUUGUGAACAAUGACACAUACGCAACUAAGAUUGCUUAAUAAACCGCUCAUUUUAUCUCCGG